AUGCAAUCGAAUGAUUAUAUAAAAUUACAAGUUUGUCCAGUUGAUGAUGGUACAAAUACAAAAUCAACUGUUGGUGCACCUAAUCUUUCAUUUAUUAUUCGUGAUGAAGAUCAUACAUUAGGAAAUUCACUUCGAUAUGUUAUUAUGAAAAAUCCAGCUGUAGAUUUUUGUGGUUAUACAAUUCCUCAUCCAUCAGAAUCGAAAAUUAAUUUUCGAAUACAAUCAAAAAUAAAUGAAGAUUCGACAGCAGUACCAGCGAUCGAUAUAUUUCGACAAGGUUUAGUAGAUUUAAAGCAAAUGUGUUCGAUUGUUUUAGAAAAAUAUGAAGAAAGUGUGAAAACAUUUAAAGAAAUGGAAACAAGUUGA
This is a messenger RNA of Rotaria sp. Silwood1, 366 nucleotides long. The record is from the annotation of a GenBank genome assembly. NCBI's taxonomy places the organism in Eukaryota, Metazoa, Rotifera, Eurotatoria, Philodinida, Philodinidae.